AUGACAAUUGUACCCCUGUUCAACAUUGGGCUAACUGUCAGUCACCAGAAGAAUAUUUUCCUCAAUCACCAAACAUGUAAAUGGAUCGAAUUCCCGGUGGUGAUCAGUCGUGCGACCCGGCUUUCGAUGGUGUUGCUCAUGGCCAUCAUACUGAACAGGCGCAUCUACACUCCGUUGACCACCACGGCUAACGCAAAUACGGUGUUCAACACCUGCACGGUGUUCAUCUGGCUACUGUCCGUCGCAAUGUCCUGUUUCUGCAACUACAUUCUGAGCGGCAGCACGCUGAGCAUGGUGACGCUCUGGUCAGUGCGCUUAUUCAUGUUGGUUCUGGCCAUCGGCAUGUUCCUCCAUGUGUACUUCAGCAGCCAAACGAAAGCCCUAGACCUGAGCAUCAAUACCGUACAGGCAUCCCUGCCAGAGCGUAUGCGUCUCUGGAGCAACAUCUCGUACGUGAAGAACAUUCUUCCAUGGGCGAUUAUGCACUGCUUGUGGAUGACGCUGACGGCGGUCGUGUCAUUCACCAUUUUCUACUACAACACGAAGAUGAGGUGGCCUGUGAGGAUAAUUCUUGCCGUGUCCGCCUCCCUGAUGCACGCGCUGGACCUGUUCGUCCAACCGAUCAUGCUCAUUCGCGCCAGCUACAGUCUCAGAUGUAAGAUAUACAAGUGUCACCCAAUAAUCCGGUCAAUGUUCAUCGGCUGUGUCAUCCCGAAGAACUCUAUUACUACAGUCGCCAACGGCGUACCAAUGGGACUACCGCACUUCAAAGGUCCAGCUUCACGAACACAUUCAUGCCCCAGUGGCUCGGUAGUGACCGCCCGAUCGUCGGCCGCCUUCCUUUCGCUUCCGCCAACGAUUCAUUCACGUGAGGUCAGCGACGACAACGGACGAAGCGUCCUUAAGGUCAUUCGGUCAAACCGCAAAACGUCCGAAACGCUGACAGGAAGCUUCCAGAACGAGCUCGGUUUCGCAUUACAGAGAUGGGUUGUCGACGGCGACGGGGGCACAAGACAACGACUGAUCAACCCACCGAUGACCUUCGUGGUGCCCAGUGGCUCGGCAUUCCCUGAGACUGCUCAAACCGCCAUGGGCUUAUCGCUCCACCUCGAUGAGACGCCCUCGCUGACUGAUUUCCGACAAAUAGACCUUUGGCACCAACUCUGCGGCUGGCAGAACAAUCGAGGAACAGCUGGCAACAGCAUGGCAAAAACCGAAAUCGAUGUCAUGUAUACGGUGUGCGAAAUCGACCUCACGAAUCCGUACGAUAGGGUCUACACCUUAUAUCGCGAUAUAACGAAGUGGCACCAAGCGCCUAAACUUGUUCGUCAACCUGAUGACCAGAUUCAUUUUGGGGGUGAAAACACGGGGUGGACGCAAUUUUCUUGUCGCGCGAAAGGACGCCCUGCUCCAACUUAUGCGUGGUUUAGGGAUUCAAUCGGCAAAGAGAUCGAUCCUCUUCAAGAAGAAAACGUGAUCAAAAUAGGAGGUGAACUAUUGCUUACUAAUCUCUCAAGCAAGGACUACGGCACAUACUACUGCAUGGCUCAAAAUGCCUACGGAUCAAUCAUCAGUGCCAGAAGUCAAUUAAUCGAAGCCUUUAUCGAGCCGUUCGCUACAAGUCGUCUGGACGUUUACGCAAUCGAGAACAUGGGCAAAGCGGUCGCCUGUCAAUCGCCCAGUUAUUUUCCGUCGGAUGUCCAAUACGCUUGGAAGCGAGGAGUGCCGGAUCAUUUUCUGCAGGAAUCGCAACGAAUAUUCUUUGGGCGAGACGGUACCCUUUACUUUUCGCAUUUCCUUAGGGACGAUGAGGAUUACUACUCAUGCAACCUGAUCAUGCCUCUAAUGCAGACCGGCCGUUACGGGCCACCUUUCAGACUGAGAGCCAAAAGAUCGUUCGAAACAACGGCCUUCUUCAAGCCGGUUAUUCCGCCAGAAAUGCCUCACAUUUGGCCUCAGAACCCGACCUUCCAUGGACAAGCGAUCCUCGAGUGCUUUGCUUUUGGCAGGGUGCUGAUGAUCAAGUCGAUCGCCUACCAAGACGUCGGAAACUACACGUGCGAAUCAAAAAACAGUCAGGGGAAAGCUGUCAAAACUGUCGCUCUGAAAGUCUACGCGGCUCCUAAAAUUUUCCAAAUAACGCCUGACACGUACCGGUACGUCGGCGAUAGGGUGACGUUCAAGUGCGAAGCCGUGGGCAAUCCGCCGGUCGAAUACGAAUGGUUCCACGACGGCAAACCGGUCAGUCCCCUGCUGCUCACGUACGACGAGGCGCGACGCAUUUCGCCAAGGGGAAACAGACUAACCUUAAGUCCACUACGAAAGGCCGAUUCCGGAGUCUACCAGUGCAUAGUGACGAAUAGCCUCGGACAGGAUACUGCUAGCACACAGCUUUCAGUGGGGACGGUGCCAUCAAACAUGCAGGACGUUCAUCAAGAUCCAGUGAUUUACGCCAUUGUCGGAGAAAACUUGAAGAUCAAAUGUAUUGCGUUUGCAUCCAUGCUGAACUCGUGCCUUUGGCGACAUGAAGACAAGAUAAUAACAUUGCCAGAGGCGACAAAGAUCCAGCCAAAUUGUGAACUGUACAUCACGUAUUUGCGAACUCACAACUCGGGACAUUACAGCUGCGAGGCUUCUAACGGCUACGAGCUGAUCAAAAGACGAUUUUUGGUAAAGGUGCUCGACUUUUUUAACAUAUCCGUGUACUCCAUCCGUCACUCGGUGAAUGUCCGCGAAAAAGCGACCCUCCAUUGCCGACUGUCCGAGGUGGCAAACCUAGAGACACCGGUAUGGUGGACGUUCAACGACCGGGAGAUUUCUUCGUUGGACCAAUUCAGAAACAUUGAAAUGUCUUACCGAUCGCACCAGCAGACCCUCAUCAUCUCAAACGUCACCAUCUCGCACGGCGGUUCUUACCGUUGCCAUACCAGUUUCCGCAGCGCUGAUGUCGUUUCUAACCCAUUCAUACUGAAAAAGCAGCGGCUGCACCCAAAGGCCAUCACGGAUUCUUGUACUCCGAACCGUGUCGAGACGCGCAGCAUCAGCGAUUCCCCUCAGAAUGCCCAUUGCAGCCGCUUGUACCUGGGACAGAAGAAUUUCAGUCAUCGUCAACGACUCAUGACCGUAGGAGAACCACCGAUGCCAUCACACGUUGCAGUCGAUCGCGAGUCUUACUAUUUGCGCGUCUAUUGGAGGAUGCCCCCUGCAAGAGAAGACACGACGGUUACCGUGACCGUCUUUCGCCUGGAAUGUCGUAAUUUGACCAACGGACAAUGGGUGAUACUCAGCGAACAUAUUCCGUCAAGCAUUAAUGAAGUUCGUCUGUCUGACGGUAUGUCCCCGUAUACCUGGUACAGUUUCCGCGUAUUCGCGAAAAACGACUUCGGUUGGAGUGCAGCCAGCUUAGCUACCGCCUGGAUACGAACAAAUCCAGGUGGACCUAAAUUUCCGGUCUCUCGCUUAAGCACUGACGUUGCAGGUCCAGGUGAAAUGAACAUUAUUUGGCAGCCGAUCUCAAAAGAAUUCUGGGGCAGUGACCAACUUGGAUACUUGAUCGAAUGGUCUCUGGCCAACAGUACUGAAGAAGGGCACGAGAUUCAACUUGGACUAAGUGACCACUGGCCAGUCGACAGUUGCGCAGUGCAGGCCAACGUUCCCCGCGGAUGCGCAACGUACCAGGUGAGUUAUUGCUUGAAGAUGGUACCAUACUAA
This is a messenger RNA of Soboliphyme baturini, 3711 nucleotides long. NCBI's taxonomy places the organism in Eukaryota, Metazoa, Nematoda, Enoplea, Dioctophymatida, Soboliphymatidae. The record is from the annotation of a GenBank genome assembly.